Messenger RNA from Megalops cyprinoides (Indo-Pacific tarpon), 552 nucleotides. RefSeq names its product 60S ribosomal protein L24-like. Lineage: Eukaryota; Metazoa; Chordata; Actinopteri; Elopiformes; Megalopidae. Gene Ontology annotation, biological process: cytoplasmic translation. The coding region runs from base 34 to 507 and encodes 157 amino acids. The transcript is spliced from 6 exons. Gene Ontology annotation, molecular function: structural constituent of ribosome; mRNA binding. Gene Ontology annotation, cellular component: cytosolic large ribosomal subunit. The record is from RefSeq and is a predicted model, not a curated record.
UCUCUCUUCCUCUUCCCAAGCUACGCUGCUAUCAUGAAGGUCGAGCUGUGCAGCUUUAGUGGAUAUAAAAUAUAUCCCGGCCACGGCCGGCGAUAUGCCAGGAUAGACGGAAAGGUCUUCCAGUUCCUGAAUGCAAAGUGCGAGUCUGCCUUCCUGGCCAAGAGAAACCCCAGACAGAUCAACUGGACGGUGCUGUACAGACGCAAGCACAAGAAGGGACAGUCCGAAGAGGUGACGAAGAAGCGCACACGCCGUGCGGUGAAGUUCCAGAGGGCUAUCACAGGAGCCUCCUUGGCUGAAAUCUUGGCCAAGAGGAACCAAAAGCCUGAGGUUCGCAAGGCCCAGCGGGAACAGGCCAUCAGGGCUGCUAAGGAGGCCAAGAAGGCCAAGCAGGCAACCAAGAAGCCCUCUGCCCCAAGCACCAAGGCCCCUGCUAAGACUGCACCUAAACAGAAGAUCGCCAAGCCUGUGAAGGUCAGCGCGCCGCGUGUUGGUGGAAAACGUUAAAGUUACAACUUGGCUACCAGUUAAUAAAAUUCUCUGUUAAAAAAG